GCCUUUCCUGCGGCUCCGCCCCCGGAAGCAAACGCUGACGCCUGUGAUUGGCCAGAGCCUCUGGAGGCGGGCUCCGAGCUGAGCGCGGGGUUUUCCUGGGCAAUCUGGGCAGCAGCUCGGUGGGCGACAUGUCCACUGUGGGUGGGGAGAAGCCUGGGGACGCGGGGGGCGAGGGCACCGAAACUGCCCGCCCCUUCAGCUUCAGCCCGGAGCCCACGCUCGAGGACAUCCGCCGCCUCCAUGCUGAGUUUGCCGCGGAAAGAGACUGGGACCAGUUCCACCAGCCUCGGAACCUCCUCCUGGCCCUGGUGGGGGAAGUGGGGGAGCUGGCCGAGCUCUUUCAGUGGAAGCCCGACGGGAAGGCUGGUCCCCAAGCCUGGCCCCCUAAGGAACGGGCGGCCCUUCAAGAGGAGCUUAGUGAUGUCCUCAUCUACCUGGUAGCAUUAGCAGCCCGCUGCCGUGUGGAUCUUCCCCAAGCAGUGCUCUCCAAGAUGGACACCAACCGGAGACGCUACCCAGCACAUCUGUCCCGCGGCUCUUCUCGCAAGUAUACAGACCUGCCCCGUGGGGCCACCUCUGAAGACCAGACUGUGGGGACUGCAGACCUUACCUGUGAGUCCACAGGUCAGGCCUCAACCUAGAAACAUGGAAUCAAGAUCUGCAGCUCAGCAUGGCAUGUGAGGAAGACAGUGGCCUGCCCAGGGAACCUCAUUCUAGUCCUUUCCUAACAGAUCACAGACCUAGGGACACGUCCUGAGGUCUGAGGUUCAAGAACCUCUGGAAGACAGCCUCUUGGUACUCUUCUCCCUCAAUAAAAGUUUUGUUUAACCGCC
Myotis daubentonii (Daubenton's bat) is the source of this 833-nucleotide messenger RNA. It is a transcript of the gene DCTPP1, whose product is annotated as dCTP pyrophosphatase 1. Gene Ontology annotation, cellular component: cytosol. Lineage: Eukaryota; Metazoa; Chordata; Mammalia; Chiroptera; Vespertilionidae. Gene Ontology annotation, molecular function: dCTP diphosphatase activity. The record is from RefSeq and is a predicted model, not a curated record. Gene Ontology annotation, biological process: dCTP catabolic process; DNA protection.